Clunio marinus is the source of this 315-nucleotide messenger RNA. NCBI's taxonomy places the organism in Eukaryota, Metazoa, Arthropoda, Insecta, Diptera, Chironomidae. The record is from the annotation of a GenBank genome assembly.
AUGACUCUUCCUUUCUUUCGAGGUUUUUCAACUACGAAUCAAACAAAUGCAGGUCAGCAGCUUCCUACGAACGAAUGUCAACCAAUCUCUGAGAAACAUUCAACAAAGCAGAGUGUGAUGCGUAGCGAAGAACGUCAAGAACUCGAUGAUGAAAUUAUUCGAAAGACGGAAAUUGAAAAUAAUCCCACAAAGUUUCUAACAAAUUUAUAUAGAUUAAAAUCAAAUAGUCCGACUUUCGAGGAAGAGUUCAACAAGAAUCUUCAAGCUUCAACAGUAAAUCCAAUUAAACGCUUAAUUGCUGUUGAAAUCGAUUGA